AUGCCGCGCUGCACACAAUGGGAUGGAUGUAGUGGAGCGAAGUAUAAUCCAAGCAGCGGCACAUGUUCUCUUGCCUAUAACGACAAGCAGUUCUGUGCGAAAGAACCUGUGGUUUUGCACUACAAAGCCGAUGUAGUCACAUGGAUACAUUGUGUUAAUUGCUAUUCUGAUAAAAACUCCGCUGAAGUACCCACGGCAAUAACUCCUGCCUCACCUUCUGCAACUGCCACCACAACAGAGGGAAGUGAAGGGACUGAAGGACCACAAGGAACGGAAGGCAUAGGCAGCUCUGAACAAACCACAACAGGUCCAGAAGCUUCCGGAAGCACGCCGAUGUCAAAGAAGGAAGAGGAAGGUCCACAGAUGCCGCCACCCUCUUCUCCAUCAAAAUCUAUAUCAUCAAGUUUCCAAAAAGGUUGUCUGAUAAAGUUCCAAGCCAGACCCAUCGAAGAUCGCCCUUCAGAUCUGACUGCCCCAUUUGAGAUUGACCUCCCAGUGGAUUCGAUCGAGUUGUGCGCUACACGGUGCUAUCAGGACGGCUGUAGUGGUGCGAAAUAUGACCCUGAGAAGAAGACCUGUUCACUUGCAUACAAUGACAAACAAUUCUGUGAAAAGGGUCCUGUGGAGUUGCACUACGACGCCAAAAAUGUAACAUGGCUUCAUUGCGUCAACUGCUGUAUGUUCAUUGUUCAUAAUUGA
This is a messenger RNA of Strongylus vulgaris, 699 nucleotides long. The record is from the annotation of a GenBank genome assembly. Lineage: Eukaryota; Metazoa; Nematoda; Chromadorea; Rhabditida; Strongylidae.